AUGAGAUCAACUGUUUUUCUUGUUGCUAUCCUAUCUCCGUAAAGUUUUGCAACUAUUUACUCUAUUAAAAGUCAAGAUAGAGAAGAAACUGAGUUCUUGCUUGUUUAACAAAACUGUUUAAAAAUUAUAGACCCAGAUAUUGGUGUAAAUGUAGGAAUUCUUAUACUAAACUAAUGCCAACAAAAUAUGACUUUUAUUUUUACAUUGAAUUAUUUACUAUAACCAGUUACAAGUAAUUGUCUUGGCUAUCUUGAGACUUAAAUCAUUAGCUAAAUUCCCUCAACUGGAGCUGUUGGAUUUGAAUUGAGACAAAUAACAUGCUGA
Tetrahymena thermophila SB210 is the source of this 324-nucleotide messenger RNA. RefSeq names its product transmembrane protein, putative. The record is from RefSeq and is a predicted model, not a curated record. NCBI's taxonomy places the organism in Eukaryota, Ciliophora, Oligohymenophorea, Hymenostomatida, Tetrahymenidae. The transcript has a single exon.